AUGUCGGAACAAGAACAAGCUGCUGGAAAGAGAAAGCGUGCCAGCAAAGACCAUGACCAGCUCGACGAAAUGUCUAACCCUUUACCUGUAGGGACUCAGUCCUGCCCUCCUCCAGAGCUUCCCCAGCUUGUCGCAGAACAGCAUGUUCCCGUUCCCUCCCACGAUAAGGACACGCAGCGCUUAAUUGUGGUUCUCUCCAAUGCCAGUUUGGAAACCUACAAGGCCGUCUCAAGUGGACGGAGCGGAACCAAAGAUGAGAAGUUCUCUUUGCUGAACAGCGAUGAGCACAUCGGUAUCAUGCGCAAAAUGAACCGUGAUAUUAGUGAAGCCCGUCCGGACAUCACCCACCAGUGUCUUCUUACCCUGCUCGAUUCCCCCGUGAACAAGGCCGGUCGCCUGCAGAUUUUUAUCCACACGGCCAAGGGUGUAUUGAUCGAAGUCAACCCCUCCGUCCGCAUCCCCAGAACUUUCAAGCGAUUCGCUGGUCUGAUGGUUCAACUGCUCCACCGACUCUCCAUCCGCUCCACCAACUCGCAAGAGAAGCUCCUCAAGGUCAUUAAGAACCCGAUUACCGAUCACCUGCCGCCCAACUGCCGCAAGGUCACCAUGAGUUUCGAGGCGCCCGUGGUCCGCACCAAGGACUAUUUGGAGACACUGAAGCCUAACGAGAGCAUUGCCAUCUUCGUCGGUGCCAUGGCCAAGGGUCACGAUGAUUUUGCCGAUUCUUUCAAGGACGAGACUAUCAGUAUCAGUAACUACAGUCUCAGUGCCAGUGUGGCUUGCAGCAAGUUCUGCCAUGCUGCCGAAGAGGUCUGGGAUAUUCUGUGA
Molecule: messenger RNA, 828 nt
Organism: Penicillium bovifimosum
Lineage: Eukaryota; Fungi; Ascomycota; Eurotiomycetes; Eurotiales; Aspergillaceae
Product: 18S rRNA pseudouridine methyltransferase
Exons: 3
Coding region: 1-828 (275 amino acids)
Biological process (GO): rRNA base methylation
Cellular component (GO): nucleolus; small-subunit processome
Molecular function (GO): rRNA (pseudouridine) methyltransferase activity; rRNA binding
Source: RefSeq, a predicted model, not a curated record